UUCUCCUUGGAUCUGCACCUAGGGGGCGCUGGUGUGUAAACUGAAAAUGCCUUUUCUGUAAAAGGUCAGAACAGGCUCACAAACACUUUCCCGCCCUGCAGUGUAAAGAGAUAUUCUGACAACAUUUCUUGCUCAAUGACAUGGGAAGCAUCUCAGAAUCCACAGGCAGGUAAUUUUGUUAAGGCAGCCUCUCUUUCUAAGGGUCAGCAUAAUGUCCCUUGGAAGAAGAAAGGUACAUACCUUGUCAUUCCUCACCCUCAAAGCAACCUGGGUUCAAGUUCCCUGGUCAUCAGACUUUUGCUCGUGGGGAGUCGCCCAGGAAGGAGCUCGUUGUCUCUUUGCUGCCCCACCACGAUCUCAGUGUUCACCCUGAUGCUUGAGCUGCUCCUGUUCCUCCUGAGUGAGUACCGUGCCAUUGUACUCCCUUGGCCACACAUGGGACAUUGCUCUGGUUUGCCUUUGAACUGGGACUUUUCCUUUUAGCCAGGUUCAUUGAUUCAGCACUGAUGUUUCAGGAGAAGCCGGAGCCCAGUCAGUGACCCGGCCUGACGACCGCAUCACUGUCCCUGAAGGAGACCCUCUGGGGCUGAGGUGCAACUUCUCAUCUUUGUUCCACCUUUUCUCUUCUGGUACAUGCACCACCCCCACCAAGGACUCCAGCUUCUCCUGAAGUACAUAUGUGGAAACAGCCUUGUUUUAGGCAUCAAAGACUUUGAGGCUGAAUUCAGGAAGGGUGAAACCUCCUUCCACUGGAGGAAAACAUCCACCCAUUGGAGCAAUUCAGACAAAUAUUCUGUGUUUUGAGUGACACGGUGACCGAGUCUGCAGGGGGAGGGGAACACAAAUGUACUGGCACAUUGCAGCUUAAAAGACUCGGGGUCUCAGCUUGAGCUUCUUUUUAAAGCAGUUGGCACGUUCCGUGAAGGCAAACAGUACAGAGAAGACAGAAUCCUAGACAUCGUUGAUUCCUAAGAACAUCCUAGAUUCCACUUCCCUUACCGUCUGUUCUUCCUUCCUUCCUUCCAUCAUCUCUUUCUUUUCUUUUCUUUUCUCUUCUUUCUUUCUUUCUUUUUCUUUCUUUUUUUCUUUCUUUCUUUUUCUUUCGUUCUUGAUCUCUCUCAUUCUCUCGCUCUUUCUUUCUCUCUCUUUCUCUUUCUUUUUCUCUCCCUUUCUCUUUCUUUUUUCAUUUUGAAAAGGAAAGACUAACUUUUUAAGUUCAGUGUUCACAGCAGGGUGGGGCUGAAGGGUGGGGCUUCAUGUCACUGAGGCUCACCUGAGCAGGGUUUGUUGGGUGAGCUGAUUGGCUACAGAAACUGGAACCUGUCCAGAACAAUCCUGACACCCAACCUGCAGGGGUUCAGCUGUGUAUCUGAAGGAGACAAUUUCCCAGAAACAAGGCAGAGUCAUGAAGGGGCUGGUGCGCCCUGUGCUGGGGCUUCUGUUGGCCCAGGUUUGCUGUGUGAGAGGGAUGGAUGUGGACCAGAGCCCCCCAGCCCUGAGUCUCCAGGAGGGAGUCAGCUCCACGCUCUGGUGCAAUUUUUCCUCUUCCACGCGGAGUGUGCAGUGGUAUCGUCUGGCCCCAGGAGGCCACCUCAGCCACCUGUUUACCAUUCCUGCAGGGACCCAGAAGAAUGGCAGAUUAAACGCCACGACAGUCGCUACAGAACGCCGCAGCUCACUGUACAUUUCCUCUGCCCAGACCACAGACUCAGCCACGUACCUCUGUGCUGGGGAGCACAGCGCUCCCCAGGCACCUGCAGCCUGUACAGGAACCCUCCGAGGGGCUCAGCCCCUCCUCCAGCCACCGCCCCACCACGAGGCCCCCACAGGGCAUUCACAUGGCUUUUUGUUCCUCACCUACACUGGUACACAUUUAACCACUGACACUUUUUGGCCCACAGAUUUGGGACUUCGGCCUCUGUCUUCCCUUCUCAAUCUGUAUCUCCUUCUGCACUAGAACCUCUAGUAGCUAGAGGGUCCCUGGUAAGAGGACAGAGUUAAGAUAAUUAUGUAGCCACAGUGUGCCGGAUUCCAAAAUGGUACGAGUGCAAGGAACGAAAAGAACAGAAAGAUCACUCCAAUGAAGAUGUUUUCCAGCUUAGCUGGCUGUCUCAAGAAUGUUCAGGGCUGCCUCACUGCACUGCGUCCCCACAGGCAAUUGCAAAGCCUCCCAUCCCAUCCUGCUGGUGCUGCCAAGCACACCAAAAAUAUGUGCUCAGUGUUUAUACGUGAACCUGGUCACUUCAAACAAAUUUCUUCUCUUGUAGCUCUGGACGCAAGAAGUCUGAGAUCAGUUUCACUGGCUACAGUCAAAGCCUUGGCAGGAUCCAUUCCUUCCUUUGGCUGGACAUUACACACUUAUAAUGUCUUUAUGGUGUCAGUGUAAGUUUGUACCUCUUAAUCCCCUUCACCUCUUUCACCCCCUCUCCCUCCUUUCUCCUCUAAUAACCAGGAGUUUGUCCCCUGUAUCUCUAAGUCGGUUUCUGUUGUUCUGCACUACAGAUGUCAUAUGGAAGUGAAGCAUUUUCCUUCUCUGCCUGACUUACUUCACUAGGUCGUAAAACUCACCAGGUCUAUCAUGUUGUCCCAAAGGACAAGAUUCCAUUCUUUUUCAUGGCUAUGUAAUAUUGCUUUGUAUAUGUGUU
Molecule: messenger RNA, 2645 nt
Organism: Sus scrofa (pig)
Lineage: Eukaryota; Metazoa; Chordata; Mammalia; Artiodactyla; Suidae
Source: RefSeq, a predicted model, not a curated record